GUCACGUGCGCCUGCGCAGUGGCACAGAGCUUUGUUAUUUCAGUAUGGCGCUGAGUAAAACGUUUGGACAAAAACCGGUAAAAUUUCAGCUCGAGGAGGAUGGAGACUAUUACAUGAUCGGAUCGGAGGUGGGAAACUACCUUCGCAUGUUUAGAGGCUCCUUGUAUAAAAGGUACCCGUCAUUAUGGAGAAAACUGGCGUCGGUAGAAGAACGAAAGAAAAUCGUGGAGUCAUCACACGAUCAUGGCUACACUCAGCUGGCCACCAGCGUGACCCUGCUGAAGGCUUCUGAGGUCGAGGAGAUUCUUGAAGGAAAUGACGAAAAGUACAAAGCGGUUUCUAUCAGCACUGAGCCCCCUGCCUACCUCAGGGAACAGAAGGCAAAGAGGAACAGUCAGUGGGUUCCCACGCUGCCCAACAGUUCCCAUCAUCUGGACGCCGUGCCCUGCUCCACCACCAUCAACCGCAGCCGACUGGGCCGGGACAAGAAGAGGACCUUCCCCCUGUGCUUUGAUGACCAUGAUCCAGCAGUGAUCCAUGAAAAUGCCACUCAGUCCGAAGUCCUCGUUCCAAUCCGCUUGGACAUGGAGAUUGAGGGGCAGAAGCUCAGGGAUGCGUUCACCUGGAAUAUGAACGAGAAGCUCAUUUCACCCGAGAUGUUCGCUGAGAUCCUGUGUGACGACUUGGACCUCAACCCGCUGGCCUUCGUCCCCGCCAUCGCCUCCGCCAUUCGACAGCAGAUCGAGUCUUAUCCGACAGACAGCCUCCUGGAGGACCAGACGGACCAGAGGGUGAUCAUCAAGCUUAACAUCCACGUUGGGAACAUCUCUCUGGUGGACCAGUUUGAGUGGGACAUGUCUGAGAGGGAGAACUCUCCAGAGAAGUUUGCCCUGAAGCUUUGCUCUGAGCUCGGCCUCGGCGGGGAGUUUGUCACCACCAUCGCCUACAGCAUCCGCGGUCAGCUGAGCUGGCACCAGAGGACGUACGCCUUCAGUGAAAACCCUCUGCCCACAGUGGAGAUAGCAAUCAGAAACACAGGUGAUGCUGACCAGUGGUGCCCCCUGCUGGAGACGCUGACAGACGCAGAGAUGGAGAAGAAGAUCAGAGACCAGGACAGAAACACAAGGCGAAUGAGGCGACUCGCGAACACGGCUCCUGCGUGGUAAACAAAGCAGCACUGGAACGCCUACCGCAACGGCGCUCAUACCAUCGCGGUAUGACAUCAUCUCGGUUUGCAACAUCAGCCAUGAAGAAGCUCCUCCGUCACAGGAUGGAGGGUUUUCCUGCUCUGCCUGGACCUCCGUCAGCUGUUCCCCAUGUUGUUGUUAUUUUUUAUGAUUAAUAUUGAUAUUCUGUUCAGUUUGGCAAAGACCCUGGUAGGAAAUUCGCCUCCUUUGUGUUUCCCUUUGACACUCAGCGUGGAGAAGCUGCUCUCUCACUUUGACCACUGACUGUCUUUAUCUGACCACAGAGGGAGGAAAACACACACACACAGCCCACCAGUCUCAGAUAAUAUAUUAUGUUGUGUUUGUUGUCUUUUUUUGUACAUUUUAAUAAUUCUUAAAAAAUAGUAA
Messenger RNA from Pelmatolapia mariae (spotted tilapia), 1574 nucleotides. RefSeq names its product SWI/SNF related, matrix associated, actin dependent regulator of chromatin, subfamily b, member 1a (gene smarcb1a). Gene Ontology annotation, molecular function: transcription coactivator activity. The transcript has 9 exons. Lineage: Eukaryota; Metazoa; Chordata; Actinopteri; Cichliformes; Cichlidae. Bases 45 to 1166 code for a protein of 373 amino acids. Gene Ontology annotation, biological process: positive regulation of pseudohyphal growth by positive regulation of transcription from RNA polymerase II promoter; chromatin remodeling. Gene Ontology annotation, cellular component: nuclear chromosome; nucleus; brahma complex. The record is from RefSeq and is a predicted model, not a curated record.